AUGGCCCUAUCUAGUCCUAUAAAAUCCAGGCGUAGUCUUACCCCUUUUGAUCCCAAAAUCUUGCGGUGCUUCUUUUGCGAGAAAAAUGAUUUCGAAAGCAACUUAUGUCUUGCUUCUACCCUGGAAUUGGACGAGACAGUCAGACUUUCAACUGGCGACCUCAUAACAAUCGAAGCAAAGUAUCAUGCAGCUUGUUUAGUUAAACUGUAUAAUAGGGCAAGACCAUUACAGAAACAAUGCUCCUAUGCUACCGACAGCUCAUCAGUUGACCUUGAAGAGUUAGCAUUUGCAGAGCUAAAAGGUUACAUUGAGGAAUGCCUGGAACAGGAAGCGCCAGGAGUGCUGACACUCUCUGAGUUAGUGAAAUUUUAUCAAUGUAAACUCAGGGAGAGAGCAGCUGAGAGUGGAGAAACCAAUGCUACCCAUCUAAAGGAAAGAGUAUUAGAGGCAGUCCCAGACCUUAUGGCUCACCCAGAAGGCAGAGAAGUCAUAUUAGCUUCAAGACAUGACAUAGGAGGGAUAUUGACAGAAGCGAAAAGAAGAUAUUCUAAUGCAUGGUGUCUUGCAAGAGCAGCUCAUAUAGAGAGGAAGGACAUCCUAAAAGUAGAUACCGGUAACUCUUUCAAUGGAAAAUUUUCCCGAGAAUGCCAGAAGAAUUCAAUUCCUGCCUCACUGGUCUUGUUAGUUGGAAUGCUUAUCAAGGGUCCCACCACCAAGAUUGAUCCCUCAAAUAAUCAGGCGUGUGUGUCUGUCUCACAACUUAUUUUGUUUAACAGUGUAGCAAGACCUCGUCAUCGCCCAGAAGCAAAUGGUAGUACCCAUCAUAUACAGUCCAGAGAGUGUCCGCUGCCUAUAGAUACAGGGUUGAAUAUACACCGAGCAACAAGGGACAGAGCCCUUAUUGAUGCAUUUUAUAACCUUGGUUUGAGCAUAUCGUAUGACAGGUUAUUGACGGUGUCUACUGAAACAACCAACUGCGUCAUCGACAGGUAAAGUAUGAGAAUCACUGAGAAUCGUAUGAUACUCUUUUCUUUCGAUUUUCAGGACGAGAUAUCAUACAAUGUGUUCACUUCUUCCCCUUGUUUUAUCGUUAUCGUUAGCGGUUCCACCUCUGCCUUUUCUAACUCUGGUUGGAACCGUGUGAUAUUGCUUUGUUCGUGUUAUUUUCAUAGCGGGAUCUUGCUCCUGAGAAAGCUUUGAAUAAUCCUAUAUAAUUGAUUAUAGUGCAAUAUCAAUUCUCACUAUUGAAAAUCACUAUCAUUGAAGGGCUACAUCCAGAUAACUGUUAACAUGUAAAUGCAAAACCUGAAUCACUAACCAAUAUGAAGUCGAAGUCAUUUCACAACGAGGCGAUCGAGACAAAACUGAAUCAAACAUGUUUAGUGGCACGGGUAAGCACUUGCGCGUUUUGUUUUAGUCACACGAUUUGACUGAAGCACAAUAGGCUUUGCUAUAUGCAAAUGUGACCCUCCACAGGAUUUUAAUGCUAAAGGUAAAAGCACGUGCACGACACGCUUUCACUUUAAAACAAAAGAAUUUAUUUUAACACGCUUUAGCACGCUUGCAAUCUUGCCUCAUUAGCAAUUUCUUUUGUUUCAGAGGACACGCUUGAGACAAUUAAGCGUGAGCAAGUCGAACAAAAGAACGUGUUAAAGUUUUCAAACAAAAGCCCCGUGCUAAAAAGCACAACACGCUUUCAGUGUGCGCAAAAAAGCACUCAAGGCGUGUUAUCUAAAAGCCUUUAAGUGGUGAUUUUCAAAUGGCUACGGUUACGAUCAAAUUCCAAAACAGUCUCAAUUGGUAUAUUUGAUUCACUUCGAUCAGUUAUCAAUGCUGAUUAAAUCCGCUGAAAACCCAAGCCAUUUUUAUCAUCUUAGCAGUUUUAGUUAUCAAGCGUGUUCAGUGUGUCUUACCCAAAUUACACGGUAAGCGUGCUUACAUAAUUCGCACACUUACCGUAACAUAUGGCACGCUACAAAAAAACAAAAGGUCUAGCGUGUUGAAUUUACCAAAACAAAGGCAAGUGUGUCCGUCUUUGUUUUUUCAAUUUAAUAUGUACAUAUGCGUGAUCUACGGCACGCUAAGCGUUUCGUGCAAGCGUGUUGUGCAAGCGUGUCGUGAGCGUGCUUUCACCUUUAGCAUCAAAUUCCUGUGGAAGGUCACAAAUAAUAACGUGUAGAAAAGGCAAGUCUGAAUUGCUUCUGACAGUUAUCUAAAAUCGCUCUUAAUCUUUAUCACUAUUUUCUAUUAGGUACAACAGUAAAGGCGUGGUGUGCCAGUCUUAG
Messenger RNA from Porites evermanni, 2285 nucleotides. The record is from the annotation of a GenBank genome assembly. NCBI's taxonomy places the organism in Eukaryota, Metazoa, Cnidaria, Anthozoa, Scleractinia, Poritidae.